This is a messenger RNA of Impatiens glandulifera, 1315 nucleotides long. Its product is annotated as plant cysteine oxidase 2. Gene Ontology annotation, molecular function: oxidoreductase activity, acting on single donors with incorporation of molecular oxygen, incorporation of two atoms of oxygen. The record is from RefSeq and is a predicted model, not a curated record. The transcript has 5 exons. Lineage: Eukaryota; Viridiplantae; Streptophyta; Magnoliopsida; Ericales; Balsaminaceae. Bases 262 to 1152 code for a protein of 296 amino acids.
UAUUUUGGACAAAUAUGGCUGCAAUUUAAUUCACGAUUUUACACACUGAUCUCAUCUUCAUUCGCAUUUAUCCCUUCAAAUUUCACAUCUUUACGUUACAGCUUUUGAAACCCAUAUAUGUAUACAUCUCAUCUUCCUCUCUACCCUUUUCUUCACAACCCUUCAUCGUCGAUUUCAUGAGGAAUUAGUCAGGACCCCCGGAUUUCCCGCUUGUAACGUCUGUUAUUUUUGAGUAAAACUUCAGUUCCGGGGGGUUUUUGGAUGGGGAUUGGUGGGAUUCUAGCGAAUAAAAAAGACAAUGACACAGUUGAUCAAUUGACAAAGGCGACCAACAAGGGUAAGUCGUCGAGGAACAACCGGCGACGCCAGAAGAAGAUGACACGGGUUCAGAGGCUGUAUGAAAUGUGUAAACAGGUAUUCUCGUCUGUUGAUCCUGGCAUUGUUCCUCCGCCGAAUGAAAUCCAACGGCUGAAAUCUAUUCUGGAUGAAAUGACUCCAGAUGAUGUUGGGUUGAGACCGGACAUGUCAUAUUUUCUUGGGAAUAAUGGUGCCGGUGGUGGUUUGGUCCCAAAGAUAACGUACCUGCACAUUUAUGAAUGUCCCAAGUUCUCGAUUGGUAUCUUCUGCUUGCCGCGAACCAGUGUCAUCCCAUUGCAUAACCAUCCUCAGAUGACCGUGCUGAGUAAGCUUCUGUUCGGGACAAUGCACAUAAAAUCAUACGACUGGGCAGACACUAAUGUUCUUUCAAAUGUUAAUGUUGGUGAUGGAGUAGGGAGAUUAGCAAAGUUGAAGGUGGAUGGCGAAUUCACGGCCCCUUGUGGGACUUCAAUCCUGUACCCUGCUGAUGGUGGAAACAUGCAUUGCUUCACUGCCUUGAGUUCUUGCGCCGUUUUGGAUGUGUUGGGCCCGCCUUACUCCGAUCCGGAAGGCCGCCAUUGCACCUACUAUCUCGAAUAUCCACUUUCCACCCUCCCUGCAGCAGCAUCUUCUUCUGAUGUAGCAGAGGCCUUGCCCGAGUCUUCUUCGUCGUCUUCAUCGCCAUCCGAUAUAGAUAAGAGAAGCCAUGCUUGGCUCAAGGAGAGGAAGGAUAAUCCGGAGGAUCUAACUGUUGUUGGUGGUUUGUACAGUGGACCUGCAAUUAAGGAGAAAUGAUCAUUAGAGACAGAAUUGGGGUUUUUUAUUUGGAUACAUUUUCUUUCUUUCUUGUUUGGUUUGAGUUUCUGUAGAAACUAUUAUGACAUUAUAUAUUUUAGAAACAACAAAACAGGUUUAUAGGAUCAUUUCAAAACAAACAAAAUCCUUGAUUAAUUAUUCA